Messenger RNA from Amphiprion ocellaris (clown anemonefish), 3962 nucleotides. RefSeq names its product epidermal growth factor receptor pathway substrate 15-like 1b (gene eps15l1b). Gene Ontology annotation, cellular component: plasma membrane; clathrin coat of coated pit; cytoplasm. The coding region runs from base 84 to 2705 and encodes 873 amino acids. The transcript has 24 exons. Lineage: Eukaryota; Metazoa; Chordata; Actinopteri; Pomacentridae. The record is from RefSeq and is a predicted model, not a curated record. Gene Ontology annotation, biological process: endosomal transport; endocytosis. Gene Ontology annotation, molecular function: calcium ion binding; cadherin binding.
CAACAGACGGCACACCCACCGGAACUCACUCCUACGGUCUGUCGCCGCUCGUACCCGCGCGCACUCCCGAGACACCAGGAAAUAUGGCGGCGCUCAUGACUCUCAGUCAGCUAUCGAAUGGAAGCCCAGCCUAUGAAAACCAUUACAGACAGUUGGAUCCAGGAAAUACGGGCAAAAUAUCAGCUGGCGAUGCAGCUCAAUUCCUUAAAAAGUCUGGGCUGUCAGACAGCACACUGGGGAAGAUUUGGGAUUUGGCAGAUUCAGAAAGAAAAGGCUAUUUAGAUAAACGGGGUUUCUUCAUAGCUUUGAGGCUGGUGGCAUCAGCACAGGGUGGAAAUGAUAUCAGUCUUAACAACCUCAACCAAAACUUAGCCGCACCUAAAUUUAAAGACACAAACAGCCCUUUAUUAAGUGCCUCAAUGACGACACUUGACUCACAAUGGGCAAUUAGGCAUGAUGAAAAAGGGAAAUUUGAGGGAAUUUUUGAGAGUCUAUCCCCUGUAAAUGGACUCCUCUCUGGUGAUAAAGUCAGGCCAGUUUUGGUAAACUCCAAACUACCUCUGGAUGUGUUAGGAAGGAUAUGGGAUCUAAGUGAUGUUGACAAAGAUGGACACUUGGAUAAAGAAGAAUUUACAGUGGCCAUGCAUCUUGUGUAUCGUGCCAUGGAGAAGGAGCCUGUUCCAACUAGCUUACCUGCUUCCCUCAUCCCUCCUGCUAAAAGGAAAAAGUCUGCAGUUACGCUUCCAGGUGCUGUGGCUGUGCUACCUGCUCUAUCCGGUCUUACCUCUGGUCCAGCUCCUGUCAUAGAGACCCUGCGAAGCACUCCUCCUCUGAGCAGCACAGCUCCCCUGAGCACCAGUGCUGUAAACCUUUCUCCAAAGCACUCCUUUAAAUCCAGCUCACAGCCAGUGGUGAACUGGGUGGUACCAGUGGCUGACAGAGAGAGAUACGAUGAUAUUUUCAAGAAAACCGACACUGAUGGCGAUGGUCUCGUCACAGGCAGUGAGGUUAUAGAGAUCUUUAUGCAGUCCACUCUCUCCCAGACAAUGCUGGCACAGAUAUGGGGACUCGCCGACACGAAACAGGUGGGAAAGCUGACCCGUGAGCAGUUCUCUCUGGCCAUGUACCUGAUCCAACAAAAAGUUGCUAAGGGCAUAGAUCCUCCCUCCACUCUCACUCCAGAAAUGAUCCCCCCAUCAGAAAGGACUGCAGCUGUGGGCCCUCAGAGCUAUGCAGAGCUUAUGUCCUCAGUGAGACCAGGACUUGCUGCAUUCGCAAGUAUUCGCAGAGACGGUACCAGCUCCACAGGGUCGGCAGAGCUGACAGGCAUCAAAGAGCUCGAUGACCUCAGUCAGGAAAUAGCUCAGCUGCAGAGAGAGAAAUUCAUCCUGGACCAAGAGAUUAGGGAAAAGGAGGAAGCCAUCAGACAACAAAACAGCGAUGUUCAAGACAUGCAAAAUGACUUGGAUAGAGAGAGCAGCAGCCUGCAGGACCUGGAGUCUCAGAAGCAGGAUGCCCAGGAACGUCUGGAGGAGAUGGAUCAGCAGCGCUCCAAGCUUGAGGGGAUGCUUAAUGACGUAAAGCAGAAGUGCCAGGAGGAGACUCAGAUGAUUUCGUCUUUGCAGAGCCAGAUCCGCUCUCAGGAGACGGACCUUCGUAGCCAGGAAGAUGAACUGAGUCGCACCAAGGCUGAUCUGAGUCGGCUGCAGGAGGAAGAGGCCCAGCUGGAACAAAGCUUGCUCUCCGGUCGUGUCCAGCUGGACAGCAUCAUUAAGUCACUCAAAACCACCCAGGAGGAGAUCAGCCAGGCUCGCAGUAAGCUGUCGCUGAUUCAGGACAGCCAAAAGGAGAUGACCAAGACCAUUGAGGAGUACAACAGUGCUUUGAGCGACAUCAGCGGGGGGAACUUCAGCAACCUGCCAGACUUAAGUGGAGGGUUUGCUGAGAAGGAGAAUGGAGGUUUCAGGAGUGCGGAUGACUCUUUCAAGUUAAAGAUAGCCAUGUUCAACAACAACAGCAGUACUAAAGAGACUCCAGCAGACCCAUUCCAGACAGAGGACCCCUUCAAAUCUGACCUCUUCAAUGAUCCAUUUGGAGGAGAUCAUUUUAAAGAAAGUGAUCCAUUCAAAGGUACUUCAUCUGAAGACUUUUUUAAGAGGACUGACAAGUCAGACUUGUUUGGAUCUGCAGAUCCCUUUGGCAGAAAACCCACACCACCAGUCAAGCCAAGUGCCUACAGCAGUGGUGACCCUUUCUCAUCAAGCAGCUCGAAACCUAAGGAUUCAGAUUUGUUCAGGAAGGUUGAUCCCUUUGGAAGCAAGGGAGGAGGAUUUGCUGACUUUAGUCAGAUGUCAAAGAAGUCGGACAAUCCUGUACUCCCAUCAAAGAAAAAUGUGCCUAACCGGCCUGCACCUCCCUAUGUAGGUAAGCUCAGUUUGAGUACAUCAGAGCUGCUCCAGAACAUUUGCUCCUCAGCAGACAAUAAAGACUCUUUUGUUACAACACACUCAAGUAAAGCACCUACAGACUGUCCGGUGGGUUUUGCAGAUUUUGGCUCUUUUGGAAGUGAGAGCCAGCAGUUGGAGUGGGCCAAGCAAGAGAGCGAGCGUGAGGAACAGGAGAGGCUGAAGAGGCUGCGGCUUCAGGAACAGCAGGACCUGGAGCUGGCCAUCGCUCUCAGCAAGGCAGACAUGUCCGAUGCCUGACCAAGCAUGCCACUUCAUUGAAGCCUGGCUUCAUCAUACAAGUACAAAGCGAUUUAUCGCAACCCGGACCAGUAGGGUACAUGGCUGCAACCUGUAUCUAGCUCCGUAUCUUGUUAUGCUUAAUCAACCUACCUUGUUUCAAAGCUUGUCUGCUGAAGAUAAAGUAACUUUUGAGGAAUAUUUUACCGUUGUAUUUAUAUACUAAAGCAAUGAAUCUGUGGUGUAUGAAGUAAAGUGCACUCUAAAUCUGUUUUAUAUAACCUUUCAUUACUCAGACAAAUUCAUAUUGAAAGUCAAACCAUACACACUAACUACUCUGUUUGCCUAUGAUUUGGUUUGUCCAAUGGCAAAUGCUUUUUUUUUCUUUUUAUUAAGAAACGUCUUUGUGUACUGUAAAUAUUGUUCUAUGUACAAGCCUUGGGUCAGUGAAGUGUAUCCUUUAAAAAAAGAAGUCUGUCUUAAAGAACUGCAGCAUAAUUGUCAGAUCAUCAAUGGCAUGAUUUAGACUGCAAAUGUUACAAGUGUUUCUAGCUUUUAUAUCUACUAUUUAUGGCAUUUAAAGUGCAUGAAUUGAAGAAAUAUAGGAAUAUUAUCUGAACCCUUAAGAUGCUAGUGAUAAUCAUUAAGGUCUUCCUCCCAUAUGAACAAAGAUCUGCCCACCUGGAGUGCUGUUCACCAUCACUCUGAUGUCAGCAGCUUGUAUUUGUCAGAUAGUUCAUCAUUGGUUGCCUUGUUGUGACACCCAAGCAACUUGCACUCCCAUACAACUAAAAGCCUCUAUAAAAUGGAAAAGUGUAAACCUUCAUUGACUGUACUGGUGCUGUUACACUUUGCUUUGCCAUUAUACUUCUUGAACUAUUAUUCAGACUACCAACAAUGCACAGUGAUAUGUGCUUCCAAGUUUUUGCUUUUCUCUCAACAGCCUAAUCCCAUUUUUUCCUGUGGAUUUUUUAUUUUACUUUUUUGUUCAUUAUUGUCCGAUGAUCCAGUUGGAGGACAUUUCUUCAAAUGCCUUAAAAUAUUGCAUUAUUGUAAUUACUCUAAUCAGGUUUUUUGGCACAUAAUGAAUGCACUGUAUAUUCCAGAGCUUACUGGACAUGUACAGAGUGACCGCGCCUUAUUUAUCAACAUAUCAACACUGUAACACGUUAUCUUGCACAUUCUAUAUGUAAUUCUAAAAAUUUCCUCUCAGUUUUGAGUUGCUCAAAACUAUAACAACUUUCAAUUGAAUAAAGGUGAUUUUUAACAUUCUUGGAA